AGCCAAACAGCCCUCCAAGCCCAUUAAUAACAGAUCAAAAGCGUAAACCCUUGUUUCCAAAACACACAGUCACGCGCCACCACAACGCCAGUCCGCCACCACCGCUGUCUGCUACGGUUCUUAUUCGGAUUAGAACAACAAUUCAUUGACCAGAUGGGAAGGAAGAAACAGAAGCAAAAGGUGGUGCUACCACCUGAGCUACCACCGGAGGUGCCUGAGGAUGAAAUUGAAGUCUCAGAUGAGGAUUUGGAGUUUGUCAAUAAGAACCGAGAUUACGCUGGCUUUGUAUCAAAGUUGGACACUCAGUCAAUUACAAGGCAUGUCAACCGUGUUGCUGAUGCCAAAGAAAACGACCGUUCUGUUAACGUGAAAGAAGAUGACCUGGAGUUUCGUUACGAGAAACAAUUACGGAAGAAGUCAUUAACCACCGAUAAUGUUCAGCAUGAAGUUGAUCUUGUAGAUGCUCUGCCCGUGAAGACCUUAGAUGGAGAGGUGUAUUACAGGAAAGUGUCAACAGGCUCAAAUCAAUCCAAGAAUGCAAACGUUGAGGAUGAAAAUGAAGAUGUAGGCAGAGACAACGGUGUUGUGAAGUUAACAAAAGCCGAAAAACGCGCAAAGCAAAAAAAGUUGAGAAAAGAGGCAAAGAAACAAGCGAAGGAGGUGACAGAAGUAGAAGAAGAAGUUGAACUAAGCUCUCAAGCUGACGUUUUGGCCGAGGUUGAAAAAGAUCUUACAGCUGAAGAAACCAAUGAACAAAAGAAGCACAGGCUUGCCGAAAUCGGAACGUCAAUGCUCGAGAAUCCUGAAGGCAAUAUUAAAAACUUAAAAGAAAUGCUGCAAAUCUGCAAAGAUGGAGAUCGUUACAUAUUAGAUCUUGGUCUGAAGUCUUUACUAGCUGUUUUCAAGGAUAUCAUCCCUGGGAACCGUAUAAGGCUACCUACUGAGAAGGAGCUUGCAAUGGUUGUAUCAAAGGAUGUGAAGAAAACUCGCUUCUAUGAAUCCACACUUCUAACUGUUUACAAGGCAUACCUCCAGAAGCUGAUGUCAUUGGAAAAAGUAUUUGGUUUUAAACGGGUGGCCGUUCGUUGCAUUUGUACUCUGCUGGAUGCGAACCCGCGUUUUAAUUUUCGUGAUAGCUUGUUAACGGCUGUUAUAAAAAAUAUAAGCUCCACAGAUGAUGUCAUAAGGAAACAUUGUUGUGAUACAAUUAAGUCGCUUUUUACAAACGAGGGAAAACACGGUGGUGAAGUUACUGUCGAGGCUGUUAAACUUAUUGCUGGUCUUGUAAAAGACAAUGAUUGUCACUUACAUCCUGAUUCUAUUGAGGUUUUCUUAUCUCUCUCGUUUGAUGAAGAUCUUAGGAAGCCUGAAACAUCAAAGGCAGACAAUAAGAAAGUAAAAAAGAAGUUUUAUAAGACGGGAAGAAGAAACAUGGAAAUAAAACAAUCGUCAGCUGAUGAAAAAAAGAAAAGUAAACAGGAAAUGUUGUCAAAGACAAGAGAGGAGGUCAAAGCGGAUUACAUGGCUGCAGCAUUCGCACAAGAUUUAAACGAAAAACGGAAGAUACAAUCUGACACCCUUUCGUCUGUAUUCGAAACGUAUUUUCGUAUAUUGAAGCACACUAUGCAUUCAGAAUCAGAAGCAAACGAAUCGAUAACCGGCCCAUUUGGAGAGCACCCACUUCUUGCUCCAUGUUUAAAUGGAAUUGGAAAGUUUUCUCAUUUAAUAGAUAUGGAUUUCAUGGCUGAUUUAAUGAAAUAUCUUAGAAAGCUUGCUGGAGGAAGUGACGAUGUUAAGAAUCCAUCGGACCGUGUUUCAAGUCGUCUGACUGUGACGGAACGCUUGAGGUGUUGCAUAGUUGCUUUCAAAGUGAUGAGGAAUAACCUUGAUGCCUUAAAUGUUGAUUUACAGGAUUUUUUUAUUCAGCUUUACAAUCUCAUACUCGAGUACAGGCCUGGGAGAGAUCAAGGGGAAGUAUUGGCUGAAGCUCUGAAGAUAAUGUUAUGUGACGAUCGACAACAUGACAUGCAACGGGCUGCUGCGUUCAUCAAACGUUUGGCUUCUUUCUCUUUAUGCUUUGGAGCUGCAGAAUCCAUGGCUGCCUUGGUUACCUUAAAGCAUCUCCUUCAGAAAAAUGUCAAGUGUCGUGAUCUUUUAGAAAAUGAUUCUGGUGGUGGCUCGUUAUCAGGUUCUAUCGCGAAAUAUCAACCGUAUGCUUCGGAUCCAAACCUAAGUGGUGCGUUUGCAACCGUGCUUUGGGAGUUGAGUGUUCUAUCAAAACAUUACCAUCCAUCUGUUUCAACAAUGGCGUCAGGGAUUUCGAAUAUGGCAAACGCAAACAAUCAGGUUUAUGUAGCAAGUAUCUCUCCUCAGCAAGCUUUCAGUGACAUGACGCUUGACAAGGAAAAGUUCACUGUAAAGACCACACAAAAGCAGUCAAACAGCAAGCGAAAGAGGGGUAACCGUGCACCACUACCACUGGCGGCAGCAGGUGGAGCUGAUAAGGAGGCCGCGGUGGAUGAGAAUGUGGUCAGGACCAAGCUGUCCGAGCAUUUCUUGCUUGUUAAUGAAAUGGAAGAAAACGAGAGGUUAAGACGUGAACUGGAUAGGACGAAAUUAGCAGUACAACUUUAUAAGAAGUAUAAGAAGCAAAGAACCAUGUGAUUUGUGUGUUUUAUGUUUGGUUAAAUUUUUGAGGUGAAUUUUCAUGAACAGAUAUUUAUGCCGUUUCUCUUUAAAGGAGAGGAUUUUUUUUGUUUUU
Helianthus annuus (common sunflower) is the source of this 2761-nucleotide messenger RNA. RefSeq names its product nucleolar complex protein 3 homolog. Gene Ontology annotation, biological process: DNA replication initiation. The record is from RefSeq and is a predicted model, not a curated record. Lineage: Eukaryota; Viridiplantae; Streptophyta; Magnoliopsida; Asterales; Asteraceae. Gene Ontology annotation, molecular function: chromatin binding. Gene Ontology annotation, cellular component: nucleolus. Bases 154 to 2664 code for a protein of 836 amino acids. The transcript is spliced from 14 exons.